UGGGAAAAGGGAGGCAGUAGAGGUGGAGGCAGAGCCAAGCGCCGAGACCCACAGACUAGACCGGCGGGGCCGGGCCACGUACACCCGGCCCAGCGAGCCUUCCCGCGACCCGAGCCCGGGAGGAGAGGGGGCGACUCCCCACUCGCAUUCCUGAGAGCCGGACUCGGUGUUGGCUUGGUGGUCAGGAGCCGGAGAACCGAUCCCAACCAGGCUUUUCUGUGUCUCCGACGAGGGCUGGUUCCUUUGAAGGCGUUUUUUUCAACCACCAGGACCAGGUAGGCCACCAUGACUGAGAACUCCACCUCCGCCCCUGCGGCCAAGCCCAAGCGGGCCAAGGCCUCCAAGAAGUCCACAGACCAUCCCAAGUAUUCAGAUAUGAUCGUGGCUGCCAUCCAAGCAGAGAAGAACCGGGCUGGCUCCUCUCGCCAGUCCAUCCAGAAGUACAUCAAGAGCCACUACAAGGUGGGUGAGAACGCUGACUCGCAGAUCAAGUUGUCCAUUAAGCGCCUGGUCACCACGGGAGUCCUCAAGCAGACCAAAGGGGUAGGCGCCUCGGGGUCCUUCCGCCUGGCCAAGAGUGACGAGCCCAAGAGGUCGGUGGCCUUCAAGAAGACCAAGAAGGAAGUCAAGAAGGUGGCCACACCAAAGAAAGUAGCCAAGCCGAAGAAGGCUGCUUCCAAAGCUGCAAGUAAGAAGCCCAAAGCCACCCCAGUCAAGAAGGCUAAGAAGAAGCCGGCUGCCACACCCAGGAAAGCCAAAAAACCCAAGACUGUCAAAGCCAAGCCAGUUAAGGCAUCCAAGCCCAAAAAGGCCAAGCCAGUGAAGCCCAAAGCCAAGUCUAGUGCCAAGAGAUCCGGCAAGAAGAAGUGACAGUGAACUCUUCUCUUGUGGACACUCCUUCCUGUUUCCCAUUUUCUGUAGAUACUUUUCUCCUUUCUUGAUCCUAAUCUGCAACCCUUGGCCCCUUGCUGUCAUGGCUUUAUAAGAGACAGAACUUGGAUUCCUCUGGAAGUAUGGAACAAUUCCUUUUCCUUAACCUAUCAUGCUAGGACAGCAACAAAAAAAUCUCAUCCCUGUAAUGAUGAGAAUGUACUUAACAUUUUCUCUUACUUUGUUAAUCUACUUAUGGGUUUAGGGCUUUGGGUGGGCUUGUGUGUCUUGUUUUGUUGGUUGGUUUGCUAUGAUAGGGGAGCAGAGGAAGGGGCAAGGCAGCUUGUUUUGGCUAGAGGAGAGAGAGUCCAGGGAUUGUGAGGUGUGGAGGAGUGUCUUUAAGGCAGGUGCAGAGGGUUCCUUAAGUUGUGCAUACCUUGUGACAGGUUCAAAACCUUUGGCAGGAAGAAGCGUGGCAGCAGCUGGAUGGCAAAGGAGGGAGGUGGAGAAAACUCUGGCCUGAUUUCCACCUCCCAGUGCUGAGCGGAGAGGGGUGGCAGCCUGGUUUGCUUCUCACUUCUGUUUAGUCUGCUCUUGGGGCCUUCUUAUUGUCUUAGGGAACAGGGGGAGGUGGUCAUAGUGACAGCUGGUGGGAGAAGCUUUGGCUCCUCUCAGCUGGGACCUAGCCAUGGG
Choloepus didactylus (southern two-toed sloth) is the source of this 1563-nucleotide messenger RNA. Its product is annotated as histone H1.0. Bases 286 to 870 code for a protein of 194 amino acids. Gene Ontology annotation, molecular function: structural constituent of chromatin; nucleosomal DNA binding; double-stranded DNA binding. The transcript has a single exon. The record is from RefSeq and is a predicted model, not a curated record. Lineage: Eukaryota; Metazoa; Chordata; Mammalia; Pilosa; Megalonychidae. Gene Ontology annotation, cellular component: nucleosome; nucleus. Gene Ontology annotation, biological process: nucleosome assembly; negative regulation of DNA recombination; chromosome condensation.